AGGAGAACCGAUUGGUGUUAGUUGAUGGUUGAAAUCGAUCGUUUUUCUAGUGUUAAUUGGAUGUGAUCGUGAAGUGAUCUUGUGUUACUACUUGUGGUGAAAGAUAAAGCGAGUUCUGGCCAAGCUGCUGGUUGGAAGUUUGAAGAAAGUGGAACUUCUUUCGUGUAAAGAAUUGACCGUCGCAACUGAAAGUAUGCGUAAAGGAGUGAGCGUGAUAUCGGCACCAGUCGUUAAUACGGUUUGAAAGUUACCUUGCGAAAUACCUGUUUGGUCGGAAAGCUGGAAGGAUUCGAAUGUGAAAGAAAAGGCACCACAAAACCUCCGGAGGCGUAUUACACUCACACACAUUUCGGAGUUUUAUUGCGUUCGGUAAAAAUAAACAACCUUCAAGAGGACGUUGGGUAAAGGAUCUUGUAAACGGUGUUUGUGUCUUUUCGCGAUGCCAGUCACUGAGGGAAAUUGUUGUUCAAGCAUAACAGGAAACCCAAGUGAGGUGGACAAGAGUGACGAUCGCUAGGAUUCCGUGUCUGUGUCUCUGUGUGUGCACGUUUGUCCGGCUGGGAAAGUGAGUGAGCGAUGGACCCACUAUCAAACCGUAACCGAAAGAACAUACUAUCCCUGAGCGCACAACGAAUAACGACAACGGCGACAGCAACGUCAGCAACCGGUAUGGCAACGCAUCUGCACAGUCACCGGCAGCACCAGCAGCAACCGUAUCAUCGUCACUCUACACUCCCUGGACAACAGGCCCCCGGACAGCCACUUGCGCCUGUCCUACCAACAGCGAGUUCCAGUCCGCUGGUGCACUCUACAUCAGCUCCAGGUGCGCAAGAUAAUCGUCCGUACCUCCAGCAACAGCAGCAGCAUCAUCAUCACAACCAUCACCACCAACAUCAGCAACAGCAGAAUGGCGACGGAUUGCCGAAAGCGUUCGUUGCCGCCAUGCGCACACUGUUCGACAUCAUGGACGAUCGGAAAACAGGUUUCGUGCGCUUGGCAGACAUCGAGGAGCGCUGGCAGGACGACGGUUCCAAAGGUCUACCGCGCGGAGUCAUCGACAGUCUGCGCAAGGUAACACCCCCGAAUGGGCAUCUCUCGUUCGAGCGCUUCUGCGGUGGUUUGAAAAUUUGCCUCUUGCGCAACCAAACACCAGGACUGCUCGGUGCGUCAUCGAUCGCGCAUGGCGUUACGUCUCAUUCGACAUCUUCCUCCCCGCUGGCUCGGGAUGAUUCCGGUCUGAAAACAUCGAUGGCUAAACUCUCCCUCUCCAGACCUCCGUCAGCGCCACUGCUCGAUCUCGACACGGGUGUCGGGGGGAACGGUAUGCUACCUUCGAUGGCACCUGCCUCGACGUGGAGUACUACUACCGCUGGUCCAACGAAUACGGCCACCGUGCGACCAAACAAUGCAAUGCCAGCGCAGAAAACGCUCAGCAUGCCACAGCUACUGAACCCCGACGGUGAUCUCGAUCUGGAGCCACCUCCAAUAAUACUGCCCGGCGCGUUUGGUCCUCCGAAGCCGCCCCGCGUAUCUUUAAACCUAGACCGAAAUGCGCAACAUCAUCAGCAUCAUCUUUCGCAGCAGCAUCAUCAUCACCCGGUUGGGGCAAGUUCCAGUAUUGAUAAGGCCGAAAUACGGAACGCUCUCCAGAACUGGCAGAUGUCACUGCUGAUGGGUGAAGCCGCUGGAGAUAAGGGUGACGCAGGCAAAGGCACUCUAAGACCGCUAGCCCGUGGAUCUGCCGAUGGACAGACGGAUCUCUCCACAUCGUCCCCUUCGCUGCAAUCCAUCAACCAGCUGGACGGUGCACGGCUUAGCUCCGGUGGUCUGUACCAGAAAAAAUCCCCUGGCGCAGCUGGACGACGCCGCGAGCCCAGACGGCACACACUCCAAAAUGGUGUCGACUAUAACAUGCUGAAGCGGCUGAAACAGAUCGAACAGGAAAAGGACAUCCUGCUGCAGGGAUUGACGGCGGUCGAGAAGGCACGCGAAUGGUACCACAAACAGCUGGCCACGGUGCAGGAAAAGAUGCGAUACCUUGGCCGUCCCGGAUCACACAUGGAAACGUGGACCGAAACGCAGCAGGAACGGUUAGAUCUGCAGCGGGCUCGUGUCCUCGAGGUGAAUCGCCAUCUUAUGAUGCUGGCCGAAAGCUGGGAACGAGGUGGUUUCCCCAUGCACAUGAACCUCGCCUUACGUCCCCUUCCCGGUACCAUGCUAGGAGUGGGACCGUCCCACUAUCAGCAGCGUGCCCUUCACCAACAACGUCCAUCUCAGUCACAACCGCCUACCGCAGCUAUUCCACCAGCUGUUCCUCCGCCACCGACAGCUUCUUCAGCUGGCAGUUACCCGUCAGUACCUUCGCAACCACAUCAUCUACAGCAGCAGCAACAGUCGCCGGAAAUGGUUAACCAUCUGAAGCAACAGAACCAUCAGCUUUGCGAGGAGAUAACUCAAAAGAACGAGAAGCUGUCACUGCUCGAGCGGGAGAAGGCGGCACUGAUACGGGAACUGUUGCAGCUCCAGCGAACGAACCGUGCCAGCAGUAUGAUAUCGAACACGGAAGAGUUGGUGUUCUGAUGAACGGAUGCUCCCCGUUGGUGCCAUUUCGAGUGGAACGAAACAUUUUGCAAGAUUUCCUUUUACCAAACGCUAGUCAGACGAAGCUGUAGUAGAGACAUAGUGGCCCUCUAGCGGAUUCGCAGAACCCGUGAAGGUUGUUGGGGAAGAUAUUAGGCAAAAGUUGCAGGACGCUUCUUUCAUUAGCACUUCACAAAAAAAACCACCUCUCGUGUGGAGUUGUUUUUAUAUAAAAUAAAGAAACUAUUAUUUUAGUGAAACAGUUCACUUAAGUUCUAC
This is a messenger RNA of Anopheles moucheti, 2859 nucleotides long. RefSeq lists its product as uncharacterized. The record is from RefSeq and is a predicted model, not a curated record. The transcript is spliced from 2 exons. The coding region runs from base 577 to 2580 and encodes 667 amino acids. NCBI's taxonomy places the organism in Eukaryota, Metazoa, Arthropoda, Insecta, Diptera, Culicidae.